Saccharomyces paradoxus is the source of this 933-nucleotide messenger RNA. It is a transcript of the gene ERV29, whose product is annotated as protein ERV29. The transcript has a single exon. Bases 1 to 933 code for a protein of 310 amino acids. The record is from RefSeq and is a predicted model, not a curated record. Gene Ontology annotation, cellular component: membrane. Lineage: Eukaryota; Fungi; Ascomycota; Saccharomycetes; Saccharomycetales; Saccharomycetaceae.
AUGUCUUACAGAGGACCUACUGGAAAUUUUGGCGGUAUGCCAAUGUCAUCAUCGCAAGGACCAUACUCUGGUGGUGCGCAAUUUAGAUCAAAUCAGAACCAAUCCUCUUCCGGCAUCUUAAAACAAUGGAAGCACUCUUUUGAAAAGUUUGCCUCCAGGAUUGAGGGACUUACUGACAACGCAAUUGUUUAUAAAUUGAAGCCUUACAUUCCAAGCUUGUCAAGAUUUUUCAUUGUGGCCACCUUUUAUGAGGAUUCGUUUAGGAUCCUAUCACAGUGGUCGGAUCAAAUUUUUUAUCUGAAUAAGUGGAAACACUAUCCAUACUUCUUUGUCGUUGUGUUCCUUGUGAUUGUUACAAUUUCCAUGUUGAUUGGUGCCAGUUUGUUGGUUUUGAGAAAGCAAACCAAUUAUGCCACCGGUGUGUUGUGUGCUUGCGUUAUUUCUCAAGCCUUAGUCUAUGGGUUGUUUACGGGUUCAUCAUUUGUGUUAAGAAACUUCAGUGUUAUUGGUGGGUUAUUGAUUGCAUUCAGCGAUUCCAUUGUUCAAAACAAGACAACGUUCGGUAUGCUUCCUGAAUUAAACAGCAAAAACGACAAAGCAAAGGGUUACCUAUUGUUUGCCGGUAGAAUUUUAAUUGUUUUAAUGUUUAUCGCCUUCACAUUCAGUAAAUCAUGGUUUACUGUUGUUUUGACCAUUAUCGGCACAAUAUGUUUUGCCAUUGGUUACAAGACAAAAUUUGCAUCCAUUAUGUUAGGUUUGAUCUUGACUUUUUACAAUAUCACUCUAAACAAUUACUGGUUUUAUAACAAUACUAAGAGAGAUUUCUUGAAGUAUGAGUUUUACCAGAACUUAAGCAUCAUUGGUGGCCUAUUAUUAGUUACUAAUACUGGCGCUGGUGAAUUAUCUGUUGAUGAAAAGAAGAAGAUUUACUAG